This is a messenger RNA of Uncinocarpus reesii 1704, 1323 nucleotides long. Its product is annotated as serine/threonine-protein kinase bur-1. NCBI's taxonomy places the organism in Eukaryota, Fungi, Ascomycota, Eurotiomycetes, Onygenales, Onygenaceae. The coding region runs from base 1 to 1323 and encodes 440 amino acids. Gene Ontology annotation, molecular function: cyclin-dependent protein serine/threonine kinase activity; ATP binding. Gene Ontology annotation, biological process: protein phosphorylation. The record is from RefSeq and is a predicted model, not a curated record. The transcript has 6 exons. Gene Ontology annotation, cellular component: nucleus.
AUGGCUUCGUCCGUGCCGUCGCCCGAGUCGAAAAUCCCGUUAGAGCGUGACGAUGAAGGGCGGCCGCGUUUCAAAGGCUGUUCAUCGAUUCGUGAAUAUGAUUUUCUAGGGAAGCUAGGAGAGGGAACAUUUGGCGAGGUGUACAAGGCUCGCUCGAAACAAUCCGGAUCCAUCGUUGCACUGAAGAAAAUAUUAUUGCACAAUGAAAAGGAUGGGAGUAAUAUCCUUCACCGCGAUAUGAAAGCGGCCAACCUUCUGAUAAGUAACAAAGGAAUCCUUCAAAUUGCGGAUUUUGGUCUCGCAAGGCCAUAUGAUGGUCCUCCCCCUACACCCGGAAAAGGCGGAGGAGAAGCUGUGCGAGAUUAUACUUCUCUUGUUGUCACCAGAUGGUAUCGCCCUCCCGAGUUAUUACUUCAACUCCGACGGUAUACGACGGCCAUCGAUAUGUGGGGCGCAGGAUGCGUCUUCGGUGAGAUGUUUAAAGGAAAGCCUAUUCUUGCCGGAAGCAGUGAUUUGAAUCAAGCACAGUUAAUAUUCAGCCUGGUCGGCUCCCCCACAGAGGAAAAUAUGCCAGGCUGGAGCGCUCUCCCCGGCUGCAAUGGCGUGAAGAGCUGGGGUUCUAAACAAGGCAAUCUCUCGACCGUUUUCAGAGAGCAAGGGCCCGGGGUGAUAUCAUUGCUCUCUGAACUCCUAAAACUUGACUGGCGCAAGCGAAUCAAUGCGUUCGAUGCACUAAAACACCCUUAUUUUCUUAACCCACCUCAUCCUGCCCGCCCUGGCGACUUACCUCAAUUCGAAGAUUCACAUGAACUUGAUAGAAGGAAGUUUCGUGGGCAAAAGGCCAUGCCACCAGCUCCUGCAGGUGGCUCCGUGGGAAUGGGUGCCAACGGUGAAUGGACCUCCGGUUCAGGGGUAAGGGCUCCACUUGACACAAAGCCAAGUAGCAGAAUACCAAGUGCUGCACGCAAUGGUGUCCCUCGAGGAGCAUUUCCAGAUUCAACCCGUGGCCAUAAGAGACAAGCGUCAGACGAGCUACCCUCCCGAGCACGUGAUGCUGGGAGACCACAGGGUCAACUACCUCAGGGGAGAUCGAAUACCGCGGCCUGGCGUGGUGCUGAGCGUCGAGAUCCGCGCGGUUGCGACUCCUACGUCCCCAAGUAUGGCGAAGAUUCUAACGCUAUCCCGCGAAGAGACAACCUCGAUAGCCGGCCACGUCCAGACUCUCGUGGAGAUCGGUUUUAUCGCCCUAGCCGAAGCAGGAGCCCCGAUAGGCCCCGGAGCCGCACGGGAGACAGCGAUACGCAUAACAUUUACAGACGCUAA